Molecule: messenger RNA, 936 nt
Organism: Entrophospora sp. SA101
Lineage: Eukaryota; Fungi; Glomeromycota; Glomeromycetes; Entrophosporales; Entrophosporaceae
Source: the annotation of a GenBank genome assembly
AUGGCUUCAAGCGGUGAAGAUAAAUUAUUGAAAGUUUGGAGUAUUGACAAUUGGAGACCCGUGCCUAAACGUGUGGUCUCAAUUGCAUUCAAUUCCCAAGGAUCACAAAUCAUUACGGCAGACAAAUUUGGAGACGUUUACAGAUAUCCAAUAAACGCAUCAAAUGACAAUCAGAAUGCUGUAGAUUUAUUGUUAGGUCAUGUCUCAAUGGUCACUGAUAUGAUUUUAACUCCUAAUAAUAAAUUUAUUAUAACGGCUGACCGUGAUGAACACAUAAGAGUCAGUAGAUUUCCAAAAGGUCAUAAUAUAGAAUCAUACUGUUUAGGCCAUACACAAUUUUUAUCAAAAUUGCAUAUAUUACCUUGGUCAACUGAUUUUUUGUUGUCAGCAGGUGAACAAAACGAAAAAAAAUUAUUAACUUCAGAGUACAAUAAUAAUGAAUUUGCUGUGACCACAAUCACAAGCAGUUCAAUUUCAAAACACAUCGCUUUGGUUAUAGAAAAAUUUCCUGGAGUAGUAAUCUUGAAUUGGAAUGAGACCAAUCAAUCUAUUGAGUUUAAAACAAUUUUAUAUUCAAGUAUUGAUCCACUUGAUAUUGCGUACGAUCUUCGAGGAAACUUGUGGGUUUCGAAUUCAUUAUUAAGUGAUGACGACGAUAAAGAUGAUAAAGAAUUAAUAACUUUAUUUAUAAGAAAUGAGGAUAAUGAUCGGUAUGAAAAAAGUUCUAGUGACCAUCCUUUAUUAAUUCAAAUUAACAAGUAUGGGUCUGUUCAAGUAGUUGAUAAAAUUCCAGAUUUGUAUCCAAUUGGCCAACUUCUUGAAAGCAAUGAAGAAUCACAAAAUAAUGAUAAUGCUGUUAAUAAAUCAUCAAUAUCAAAAACUCAAGAAAAAAAGCCAAAAAGAAAUGUUGAGAAAAAGAAAAUCAAACUGAAAUAA